Chaetomium strumarium is the source of this 1458-nucleotide messenger RNA. RefSeq lists its product as uncharacterized. Lineage: Eukaryota; Fungi; Ascomycota; Sordariomycetes; Sordariales; Chaetomiaceae. Bases 245 to 1054 code for a protein of 269 amino acids. The record is from RefSeq and is a predicted model, not a curated record. The transcript has a single exon.
CCUCAAGGUGUGGAUGGUAAAAUGGUAAACAGAUAUAAGAGGCCGCAAUCCUUGGAGGUCCUGACUUCUCUCUCUUUCUCUCUCUCCAGCCUACAGCAGCAGCCUGCAACUCGGCUUUGCUAGACAAUACACAACAAAGCAACCUGCUCUGUUCUCCCCGCUUACACCAGCAUUACUCCUUCCACAACUUCUGCCCGGCUCUACAGACGUCUUUACCAAACCUUACACGUCCCGAGCAAAGCAAAUGGAAACAUUCCGCACAAUGCUGGCGUGCAUCCUCAGACAGCGGAGGAGACACGAUGGGUACACGGAGCUCAUCUACGACGACGACAAGAUGGCGGGAGUGUACUCUGACUACGACAACGAAGGGUACAGCACACAGCACGAAGUCAUGAGCUACUACUACGACGCUGACGCCCGCCCCAUCAGCGACGGCGACGACAACUACGACGGCGCCACUGCCUUCAACGAGAAAGCCGGCUUCGACACCGGCGACACGGACGCCCGCAGCGUGGAGGAGGUCGCGCGCGACGUGGCGCGCCUGCUGUGGCGCGCCGAGUGGAACGACGACGCGCUGCAGGGCGCCAUCUCGGACUGCGUGGGCGAGCAGCGGGCGUGGAACCGCAAGAUGGUGGAGGCGUGCCUGGACGGCGUGAUCGACUACGUCGAGCAAGGGCGGCGGCUGAUGGGCGACGCCAUGUGCGCGGCGCUGGACACGGCGACCGACGUCGCGGACGAGGCGUUUGCGUUCCCGCGCCGGCACCCGCCGAGCCUGGACGGCUUCAUCGCCAUUGUGUCGGUCGGCGUGUUGGCGCAGCUGCAGGGCGCCUGGGUGCUGGAGCUGCUUGGCUUCGGCGAGGUGCGCGGCAAGGAGGGGAUGAUGAAUGGCGAUAGGGAGGUGGCCAUGUUGACGUCGGACAAGAUUGUCUUCUGGGAGGAGCCCAAGCCCGGUUCGUUCGCCGCUUGGUGGGCGAGGGAGUACGCCGACUACAUCCCCGGAGGCUCCGUCUACUCGUACCUGCGCCAGCUGGGUAUGAUUGAGAUCGAGGACUGAUGAGAACAGCACAGCUCUGGACUCGCAAAGGUUGGAUUCUUGCGGGAUGCUGUUCUGUUCUGUUCUUUCGAAGUCAAGGUCUCAGGUAUGUGCAGCUCGAGGUUACGGGUAAAGGUGGCUCAGGAGCACAGCAGUGCGCGAAACCGUCAAUCACUUACAAAUCAGGCUUGGGUUGAAUGAAGGAUUUCGGGACUAUGGCGUCAGGUUGGCACAGUGCUUGUAUGAUAAGCAGAUCUUUAGUGAGGAUGACGACUUCUGAGACGUCUUUGUUGCCAUUUGAUCAUUCUGACUUGCGCGUUCAAUUGGCUCGAACGUGGCCAUCCUAAGAAACGUCACCUCGAAAACAAUUGACACUGCGCUUUGUGGGCUGCCUACUGACUCGGUAACUUGACCAAUCCCUCACC